AGUGUCGUCUCGGAGUGCGAGGGGUCUAUCGUUGUUUGCUCUCAAAAGUUACGAAACUCAUGUGUGUUGAGUGCUUCACCGCCGUGAAUGGUUGUCGGUGAUACUUUCGUACAGCGGAUUUACUUGCUAUCUGACUCCUUGUAUUGAAUCUAUUGAAAAACGGAUAAUCAGUGAGGACUUGCUAAUAUAAGGAAAGUGUCAUGUGAGAGACACGAUUUGCUCCGCAAGAGAAGCUCGAGAGCUCACGGAAGCAAUGUGAAGGACCGCACAUCAAUUUGCGCCAGAUAAGCGCAUUCAAAAAUGGAGGCCUUAAGGUCGACUGGUUUGACGCUACUCGUUGCGUGGGGUCUGCUUCUGGCGACUGCCGAGCCUCGACGGCAGGGCAAUCAGUUGCAGGAACGAGUUGUUAAUCCAGGGGAACGGAUUUCGAUACCGUGUUUUCUCGAAACACCUGGCGGCUCGAUCCAAUGGGUCCGAAACGGUCAUCCCGUCGUCCUGGACGCAACGACCUCGUCACGGCGCCAGUGGAACAUCUCGAAGGACGGCACUGCAGCCCUUUCAAUCAACCAAGUGACUCGAGCCGACGACGGUCUCUGGGAAUGCUGGGAGUUCGCUGACGAUGGCUCCGUAAAACGGGUGGCCAAAGUGCUUAAGCUCGUUGUAACAGGCGCUCCGGAAGAACCGUUUCUCGUUCAGAACGGAAAACGAAUUUUUCCCGGCGAUAGUGUUGUCGCAAAGGAAAAUCAAACCGUCACGGUGGAAUGUGUCGCCCGUCGGGCCGUCCCCGAGGUGAAACAGGUUUUCUGGUCUCUGGGUCCCGACGGCGUAAACGUGACGGCGAAAUCUGAUCUCAAAGUGGACUUCAUCUCGCACGAAGAUUCUUACACGACACGGAGCGUACUCACUUUGAAUACGAGUCGUGCGAUGAAUCAUCAGAGAAUUUCGUGUCACGUUUUUCACGUCGCGUGGCCGAACGCCACGGUGGUUAACGCAUCCCUGAAUGUCCUGUAUCCACCCACUUUUUCAAUCAGCCGAAUCCCGGGCUUCGGACAUCCAGUUGUCGAGAAAAGCUUCGUGUCUUUGGAGUGCAUCAUCGACGCGAAUCCGCCAUCGACCCCGCAUUGGUCGAAGGACGACCGAGCCAUCAACUCCACUCAGGUCAUUCGACAAGGGGGAGGUUUCCUCAACUUCACAUCGGCAGAUCGUAAUCAUAGCGGGUGGUACAGAUGCACCACUCAGCAUCCAAUGGGCACCUUCGCUUCGUUCGGCUACCUCCUCAGUAUCAGAUUCGGACCCGAGAUGAUGGACGAUACUCCGAAAGAGAUCCACGCCGAUUUCGGAGAGCCAGUCCGGUUAGAAUGUCAGGCGAAGGGCAAGCCGUUGCCAUCCUACUGUUGGUCACGGAAACAGCCCGGUCGUAUCGCCGAGGGUCUGACAAGCGAUUCGACGCUGGUUCUCGACCCGGUCGUGUACCAGGACGCGGGAACGUACCAGUGUACGGCGUCCAACCUACAAGAUUGGAAAAGACAGCGGAACGCGAUCCGAGAGGUCCAACUUUCUAUCACAGGUCGGCCCGACGUCAGCGCGUUGAAUUCAUCAAUGGUUGGGAUUAUCGGCCAGAGCAUGUGGAUCACGGUUCAUGUUUGCGCCAAUCCGCAGCCGUCCCGUUCACACUGGCUCCUAGGACAUCACGUCAUGAGUCCAGGCGAUAAGCCGAGCUCGCAUUCGCACUAUAUCGCGCACCCAUUCAGAAGCGCCGACACCCCAUUUUGUCGGUAUGCGUCGUUGGAAAUUACACAGGUCCGCAGCUCCGAUGCGGGCGAGUUCUUAUUCGUGGCGAGAAACGAUCGUGGAAUCGAUGACGCCGCGAUUAACGUCACUGUUGUUAAGAGCGCAUUUGGAUAUCAUAGUAAUUUCAUUCCACACAGUCGACCGACCGGCGUUCGAUCCGAGAUGUCCAGACCGGUCAUGGCUACGGCAAACUCGGGUAAGUCCUGAAUCCGAUUAAAUUCGUUUCCUUAUCCCGAACACAAAAUAUAUUAUAUUUUGUGCGUAAAAUGUAAUAUAUUUUGUGAUCUCAUUCAGUAUUCGUGGGCUCUGCAGGUGUUUGCGGGAGUUUGUUCAAGACGACCCUGAUUUGGAAUCUGCUGCUCCUAGUG
Messenger RNA from Galendromus occidentalis (western predatory mite), 2159 nucleotides. It is a transcript of the gene tei, whose product is annotated as irregular chiasm C-roughest protein teiresias. The transcript is spliced from 8 exons. Gene Ontology annotation, molecular function: cell adhesion molecule binding. Gene Ontology annotation, cellular component: cell-cell junction; plasma membrane. The coding region runs from base 301 to 1998 and encodes 565 amino acids. NCBI's taxonomy places the organism in Eukaryota, Metazoa, Arthropoda, Arachnida, Mesostigmata, Phytoseiidae. The record is from RefSeq and is a predicted model, not a curated record. Gene Ontology annotation, biological process: cell-cell adhesion.